Myzus persicae (green peach aphid) is the source of this 1197-nucleotide messenger RNA. Its product is annotated as BUD13 homolog. The coding region runs from base 100 to 1008 and encodes 302 amino acids. The transcript has 6 exons. Gene Ontology annotation, cellular component: U2-type spliceosomal complex; RES complex. Lineage: Eukaryota; Metazoa; Arthropoda; Insecta; Hemiptera; Aphididae. Gene Ontology annotation, biological process: mRNA splicing, via spliceosome. The record is from RefSeq and is a predicted model, not a curated record. Gene Ontology annotation, molecular function: RNA binding.
UAUUCGUGAUAAGAGAAUAAUAAAACAAAUCUUUUUCCAAGUUUGUUCCUAUCGCACCUUCAGUUCCUAUUCGCUCCUUUUGACGGUACAGUAGAAAACAUGUCAGAAAAAGAGACUAAAAAAAAAGUUAUAUCCCAAAAGGAUUAUCUAAAAAGAUAUCUUUCGGGCGGAAAGAAGAAAAAAGAUAAGACUAAAAUUCAAAAAAGAGUACAAAUUAUUGAUGACAAUAUUGAUUGUGUUGAAAAUGAAAAUGAAAAUGACAUUGGAUUCGAUCCAGUUGAUGAAUUUGCCCCUCAAAUAGUGGGUGUUAUUGAUGAGAGACCCAAAGAUAUUAAAACAUUGGACAUGUACAAAAAUAAAAAUCGGUGGAAACGAGUAGGUGGCGAUAGUGACAUUGAAGAAGAUUCUGCGAAAAUUGACGUUGAUCAAGUCAACAAUUAUGUGCGACAAAUUAAUAAAUCCACGUUAAAUGAUCUAAUAAAAGAGAAAAACGAAGAGUCAAUAGAAAAUGGUAUCCCUAUUAGACGUGACCGAAAAACUGGUAAAAAACGAGAUCUCAAAAGAGAAAGAGAAGAAGAAAAACAAAAAGAAGAAAUAUUAAAAGAGCAUAAAGCAAAAUAUGCUAUAUGGGGAAAAGGUGUAAAACAAGUAAAGGAUGCUCAGGAACAACACCAGUCUGAUUUACAUGAAAUGCAAAAACCAUUAGCAAGAUACGCAGAUGAUCAAGACCUGGAGAAUUUGUUGAAGUCUAAAAUCAGAGACGGGGAUCCAAUGCUCGAAUAUAUAACAAAAAAUAAAGGAUCAGGUGAAGAUUCUCCUGAUGGUGUGAGACAUGAAAAAAGAGAGUUUCGAGGGUUUUGUCCGCCAAAUAGGUUUGGCAUACGUCCAGGAAUUGCUUGGGAUGGUGUUGAUAGAUCAAAUGGUUAUGAACAGAAAUGGCUAUUACAACUAAAUUCUCAGAAAGCUGUGGAAGAUGAAGCAUACAAAUGGAGCUGUUCUGAUAUGUGAAUAAACAUAUAUCAAUGUUUCAAGUUGAAAUUAUGUUUAUAAAUUAUGUUGUAAAAACAUGUAAACAUGUAUUCAGACAAAAGUCUCAAUUUCUUAAAUUUAAAAUAAUUGCAAAAUGUCUAUAAAACAAUCAAUUGUGACAUUUUGUAUCAAAAUAAAAGUGGCCGCUAUAGCCAAAUACUUUGAAAA